Molecule: messenger RNA, 399 nt
Organism: Cryptococcus amylolentus CBS 6039
Lineage: Eukaryota; Fungi; Basidiomycota; Tremellomycetes; Tremellales; Cryptococcaceae
Exons: 2
Coding region: 1-399 (132 amino acids)
Source: RefSeq, a predicted model, not a curated record
AUGUCCCUUCUUCACGAGAAACCCCUCUCAAAAGUUGACGAUGAAGAAGGCAUCGAGGAGAGCGCGGAGGAGUAUUCUUACGACGUCCCCAGCCAGUCUUCCUCUAUGCCGUCUGAAGAUAGGGUGCUCAUCUGGCCGGAGGACGAUGAGCAGGAGGAAGCUGGAAGGCAAGAAGCAGGGCCCCGAAUAGAACGCUGGCUCGACCAGGUUACCGAGGCCACAAACAACAAACCGUUUGCGCACCCACUUCCACAGGUGGAGAGGCAGUUGUCAUAUCUACGUAUGCAGCCAUCAAAAGGUUUGGAAUGGAUAGAGAAAGGGGCUAGUAUCAACCGAAAGGUGCUUGGUGACUUUCGGGGGGAAAACUGCCGACCGGAUUUCACGCUCGAUAUCGAAUAG